AUGUGGAUUUCCUUGAAGAACGUUGCUGACAUCAAGAAGCUGGCAAGUGUCGGGAUUUGCACAAUCAAAGGCAUUAUGAUGACCACGAGAAAGCGGCUGUGUGAUGUCAAAGGUCUUUCUGAAGCAAAAGUUGACAAAAUCAAGGAAAUCGCAUGCAAACUAUCAAACAGUGGCUUCAUUACGGCUUUGGAGGUUACAGAACGACGGAAGCUUUGUUAUCGCAUUAGUACAGGGAGCCGAGAGCUGGAUAAACUUCUAGGCGGUGGUAUUGAAAGUCAGGCUAUAACCGAAGUUUUCGGCGAAUUCCGUACUGGCAAAACACAGCUCUCGCAUACUUUGUGUGUGAUGUGCCAAAUAGCAAGCGAGACAAGUAACUUCAAAGGUGGGAAAGUUAUCUACAUCGACACGGAGAAUACAUUCCGCCCGGACCGUUUGCGUCAAAUUAACGAACGUUUCAAAAUGGAUCAAGAGGCAAUGUUAGACAACAUUUUAUAUGCACGAGCGUACACUUCUGAUCAUCAGAUGGAAUUGCUGGAUUUUGUUGCGGCGAAAUUUCAUGAGGAAUUGGGUGUUUUUAAACUAUUGGUUGUUGAUUCAAUUAUGGCUCUAUUCCGAGUCGAUUACAGUGGUCGAGGUGAGCUUGCAGAACGGCAGCAAAGACUUGCGCAAAUGUUAUCACGCUUACAGAAAAUCGCGGAAGAAUAUAAUGUCGCAGUUUUUAUCACAAAUCAGAUGACUGCAGAUCCUGGCGCUGGGAUAACAUUUCAGGCAGAUCCAAAAAAACCAGUAGGUGGGCACAUUCUGGCUCACGCAUCUACCACUCGUAUCAUGCUUAAAAAGGGACGAGGAGAAACAAGAAUUGCAAAAAUCUAUGACUCGCCAGAUCUACCCGAAAAUGAAGCCACUUUCGCUAUUGCCACAAUCGGCGUUACUGAUGCGAAAGAUUGA
Messenger RNA from Loa loa (African eye worm), 948 nucleotides. RefSeq names its product meiotic recombination protein DMC1/LIM15. The record is from RefSeq and is a predicted model, not a curated record. The transcript has 7 exons. NCBI's taxonomy places the organism in Eukaryota, Metazoa, Nematoda, Chromadorea, Rhabditida, Onchocercidae. The coding region runs from base 1 to 948 and encodes 315 amino acids. Gene Ontology annotation, molecular function: ATP hydrolysis activity; DNA strand exchange activity; single-stranded DNA binding. Gene Ontology annotation, biological process: chromosome organization involved in meiotic cell cycle; mitotic recombination; DNA strand invasion. Gene Ontology annotation, cellular component: condensed nuclear chromosome; nucleus.